CCUGAAGCGAUCAAUCUGACCAGAAUUUUCAAUACAAACAGAUGCACUCUUGACUUUUCCAAAUCAAAAUUCAAAUGCAAAUCAGUUUUUGCAAACCUGACAACUACUACAUCAUUGCUUUUCAAAUCAAAAGGGCGAGGGCAAUGAUGCGAGUGAAGCGUUCGACGAGUAUUCUGUCCCCACGGUUUUAAGUCCCCAAAGAGAAGAAUAAUAGCAAGUCUAGGAAUUCUGGGAAAGUUGAAGAAGAAUAGAGAAUCAAAUCAGAAUGGAAGGGUUUAGCCCUGAGAGAAGGAUUAAGCAUUACAGCAGCUAUCAGAAGAUACUCUUAGUGGGAGAAGGUGACUUCUCUUUUUCUGUUUGCUUAGCCAGAGCUUUUGGCUUGGCUGUCAACAUGGUUGCGACUUCUCUUGACUCCAGAGAGUCUUUGAUGCUAAAGUAUUCAGAAGCUAUAAGCAAUGUGGAGGAAUUAGAGGACAGGGGAUGCAUAGUGUUGCAUAAGGUAGAUGUCAACAGAAUGAGCCAACACCCUUUGUUGAUUAGCGUACGCUUUGAUCGCAUAAUCUAUAAUUUUCCUCACGCGGGUUACGUGCACGGUCCCUUUUCUUCUGAACGGUACCAAAUUUGGUUUCAUCAGGAUUUGGUGAGGCGAUUCUUCAAGAAUGCACACGAAAUGCUGACCGUGGUAGGAGAGAUUCAUGUAACACACAAGACAACAUUUCCUUUCACUGAAUGGAAAAUAGUGGAGUUAGCACAAGAGGUUGGGUUACGUCUGGUUGAUGAAGAACAGUUCUCACUGUGGGAUUAUCCAGGUUAUGAAAAUAGAAGAGGAGUUGGGAUGUGUGAUGACACUUUUCCUGUUGGAAUGUCAAGCACCUUCAUAUUUGCCAAGCGCUCUGCUGCCAGUUUCUACCCCGGUGCUUUGUGCAUUAGUUUAUGGUCAGCUGACAUAGUAGAUAUGGCUUGCACUUAUUUAGAGAGCUUGGAGAGGAAGAAGCCAAAGCAUGGCCACAAGAAUUUGAGAUCUCCAUCUCGACCCAGAAAAAAGAACAAGAAAUUGAGAUCUCCAUAUCAUUAUUAAUGCAUGUACGAGGGAAAUGACAAAUGUAGAAUAACUCA
Molecule: messenger RNA, 1116 nt
Organism: Prunus dulcis (almond)
Lineage: Eukaryota; Viridiplantae; Streptophyta; Magnoliopsida; Rosales; Rosaceae
Exons: 4
Coding region: 266-1078 (270 amino acids)
Biological process (GO): rRNA base methylation
Cellular component (GO): cytoplasm
Molecular function (GO): rRNA (uridine-N3-)-methyltransferase activity
Source: RefSeq, a predicted model, not a curated record